Messenger RNA from Pelodiscus sinensis (Chinese soft-shelled turtle), 2269 nucleotides. Lineage: Eukaryota; Metazoa; Chordata; Testudines; Trionychidae. The record is from RefSeq and is a predicted model, not a curated record.
UACCUGCCUGUUUCCCCCCAUUUCCCCAUGACGGCUUCAGUCUCCGUUCUCUUGGCAGAUUACGUCUAUUUUGAGAAUUCCUCCAGUAACCCUUACCUCGUCCGGCGCAUUGAGGAGCUCAACAAGACAGCCAAUGGCAAUGUGGAGGCCAAGGUGGUGUGUCUUUUCCGGCGCCGGGACAUCUCCAGCAGCCUCAACAGCCUGGCUGACAGCAAUGCUCGGGAGUUUGAGGAGGAGUCGAAGCAGCCAGGGGUGUCAGAGCAGCAGCGGCAUCAGCUGAAGCAUCGUGAGCUCUUCCUGUCGCGCCAGUUUGAGUCGCUGCCAGCCACCCACAUACGGGGGAAAUGCAGUGUCACGCUGCUCAACGAGACUGACAUCCUCAACCAGUACCUGGAGAAGGAGGAUUGCUUCUUCUACUCGCUGGUUUUUGACCCUGUUCAGAAGACGCUUCUGGCCGACCAGGGGGAGAUCCGGGUCGGCUGCAAGUACCAAGCUGAGAUCCCUGACCGGCUGGCUGAAGGUGAGUCGGACAAUCGGAACCAACAGAAGAUGGAGAUGAAGGUCUGGGACCCCGACAACCCACUGACCGAUCGACAGAUUGACCAGUUCUUAGUUGUGGCUCGGGCUGUCGGGACUUUUGCUCGAGCUCUGGACUGCAGCAGCUCCAUCCGGCAGCCCAGUCUGCACAUGAGCGCAGCUGCUGCUUCCCGGGACAUCACACUGUUCCACGCCAUGGACACGCUGCAGCGGAAUGGCUAUGACCUGGCCAAGGCCAUGUCAACCCUUGUGCCCCAGGGGGGCCCGGUGCUAUGUCGCGACGAGAUGGAGGAGUGGUCAGCCUCCGAGGCCAUGCUCUUUGAAGAGGCACUGGAGAAGUACGGCAAGGACUUCAACGACAUCCGACAAGACUUUCUGCCCUGGAAGUCCCUGGCCAGCAUCGUACAGUUCUACUAUAUGUGGAAAACCACAGACCGCUACAUCCAGCAGAAAAGGUUGAAGGCAGCUGAAGCUGACAGCAAACUGAAGCAGGUCUACAUCCCCACCUACACUAAACCCAACCCCAAUCAGAUCAUCUCAGUAGGCUCCAAGCCUGGCAUGAACGGGGCCGGCUUCCAGAAGGGGCUGACCUGCGAGAGCUGCCACACCACCCAGUCAGCACAGUGGUAUGCCUGGGGCCCGCCCAACAUGCAGUGCCGCCUCUGUGCCUCCUGCUGGAUCUACUGGAAGAAAUACGGGGGGCUGAAGACACCGACGCAGCUGGAGGGAGCUGCCCGCAGCGCCACGGAACCACAUUCCAGGGGCCACAUGUCGAGGCCGGAAGCCCAAAGCCUCUCGCCCUACACAACUAGCGCCAACCGGGCCAAGCUGCUGGCCAAGAACCGCCAGACCUUCUUGCUGCAGACCACCAAGCUGACCCGCAUUGCCCGCCGCAUGUGCCGCGACAUCCUGCAGCCACGCCGUGCUGCCCGGCGUCCCUAUGCCCCUAUCAACGCCAAUGCCAUCAAGGCUGAAUGUUCUAUCCGCCUGCCCAAGGCAGCCAAGACCCCCCUGAAGAUACACCCCUUGGUGCGGCUGCCACUGGCCACCAUUGUCAAGGAGCUGGCUGCACAAGCCCCUCUGAAACCAAAAACCCCACGUGGCACCAAGACACCCAUAAACCGGAACCAAAUGAGCCAGAACCGGGGCCUGGCUGGCAUCGUGGGCAAGAGGGCCUAUGACAGCGUGGCAGGGAGUGGGGUCCCGUUCUCGGCCAAUGGCCGGCCCAUGACCUCGGGAAUGCGGUCGAGUUCCCAGCCAGCUGUCAAGCGCCAGAAGCUGAACCCAGCUGAUGCCCCCAACCCUGUUGUCUUCGUGGCCACUAAGGACACCAGGGCAUUGCGAAAAGCUCUCACCCACCUGGAAAUGCGCCGAGCUGCCCGUAGACCCAACUUGCCGCUCAAGGUGAAGCCAGUGCUGCCCCUACGGCCUGUGGUAGCACCGCUGUUGCCAGGGCCCCCAGCCCACCCUGCCAGCACCAGUGAACCCAUCAUUCUGGAGGACUGAGCCUGGCCUUUCUUCCCAGAGCCACGCCUCCCCGUCUCCAGAGCCUAUGCGCAUGGCAGGCUUGGGGGAAGAAUCUGGUUCCGCUUUCCCUCUGGGGGAGCCCCCUGAGGGACCAGCCCAGGAGUGGGGGGAGCAGGGGCAUGGCUUAUACUUUUUAUAUUUUUUUUAUUUCCACAAACUCCCUCCCCUCUGUCAGGCUCUGGGAGGGGGGGGGGGGGGGUGGAGC